AGUAAAAAAGAAAAAAAGGGUUUCGAACUAUCUCUACAACGUUUUAUUCUACAACAUGUCGUUCGAUCAUUCCAAUGAUGAUAAGCUCGCUUUCGAGACUUCAGAAAGUGUCAAAGUCGUACCCACUUUCGAUUCCAUUGGUUUAAAAGAGGAUUUACUUCGUGGCAUUUAUGCUUAUAACUUCGAAAAGCCUUCAGCUAUUCAACAAAGAGCCAUUGUUCCCAUCAUCAAGGGACGUGAUGUUAUUGCUCAAGCCCAGUCUGGUACUGGUAAAACCGCCACUUUCUCUAUUUCAACUUUGCAAGCGAUUGAUACCACCAUGAAGGAAACACAAGCAUUAAUUUUAUCGCCAACACGUGAAUUAGCUACACAGAUCCAGAGUGUUGUUUUAGCACUGGGUGAUUACAUGAAUGUGCAAUGUCACGCUUGUAUCGGUGGUACCAGUGUGGGUGAAGAUAUUCGUAAAUUAGAGGCUGGUGUGCAAGUCGUGUCAGGUACACCCGGUCGUGUCUAUGACAUGAUUCGUCGUCGUACCUUACGUACCCGUAACAUUAAAAUGCUUGUACUUGAUGAAGCCGAUGAACUUUUAAACCGUGGUUUCAAGGAUCAAAUUUACGAUGUUUACCGUUAUCUUCCUCCUGGAACUCAAGUCGUCCUUUUAUCCGCUACUCUUCCCAACGAUGUAUUGGAAAUGACCAGUAAUUUCAUGACAGAUCCUAUUCGUAUUCUUGUAAAGCGUGAUGAAUUGACUUUGGAAGGUAUUAAGCAGUUCUUUGUGGCUGUUGAACGCGAAGAAUGGAAAUUCGAUACUUUGUGUGAUCUUUACGAUACCUUGACAAUUACACAGGCUGUCAUCUUUUGUAAUACUAGAAGAAAGGUUGAUUGGUUGACUGAAAAGAUGAGAGAGGCAAACUUUACAGUUUCCGCUAUGCACGGUGAGAUGCCUCAAAAGGAGCGUGAUGCCAUUAUGCAAGAAUUCCGUCAAGGUGCCAGUCGAGUUUUGAUUACUACUGAUGUCUGGGCUCGUGGUAUUGAUGUUCAACAAGUAUCUUUGGUUAUCAACUACGAUUUACCUGUUAACCGUGAAAACUACAUCCAUCGUAUUGGUAGAUCAGGUCGUUUCGGCCGUAAGGGUGUCGCGAUUAACUUUGUAAAGAAUGACGACCUCAAGAUUUUACGUGAUAUCGAGCAAUAUUACAGUACACAGAUUGAUGAGAUGCCCAUGAAUGUGACCGAUUUGAUCUAAACUACAAAAAAAGCAAUAGAAAUCCCUUACAAAAAAAUAAUAAAAUAAUGAUAUUGUAAAAAAAAAAAAAAAA
Mucor mucedo is the source of this 1319-nucleotide messenger RNA. RefSeq names its product ATP-dependent RNA helicase FAL1. Gene Ontology annotation, cellular component: nucleolus; catalytic step 2 spliceosome. Gene Ontology annotation, molecular function: mRNA binding; ATP binding; RNA helicase activity. NCBI's taxonomy places the organism in Eukaryota, Fungi, Mucoromycota, Mucoromycetes, Mucorales, Mucoraceae. The record is from RefSeq and is a predicted model, not a curated record. The coding region runs from base 56 to 1246 and encodes 396 amino acids. The transcript has 7 exons.